Messenger RNA from Neltuma alba, 4014 nucleotides. RefSeq names its product tubulin-folding cofactor D-like. Gene Ontology annotation, biological process: microtubule cytoskeleton organization; post-chaperonin tubulin folding pathway; tubulin complex assembly. The record is from RefSeq and is a predicted model, not a curated record. Gene Ontology annotation, molecular function: GTPase activator activity; beta-tubulin binding. Lineage: Eukaryota; Viridiplantae; Streptophyta; Magnoliopsida; Fabales; Fabaceae.
CGACACAGGCGGGAACUGAAUCAAGUUCAUGGCGGCAGUAGCUGAAGAAGAGACAGUGAAGAAGGAGGAGGAAUCGUUUGUUACGGUAAAUCAAGAGGAGGAUGAGUAUGAUUCCAAGGACAGGGUGCUGCAGAAGUACUUCCUUCAAGAAUGGAACCUAGUCAAGUCCAUUCUCGACGACAUUGUUUCAAAUGGCCGAGUCUCUGACCCUUCUUCAGUUCACAAAAUCCGAUCCAUUUUGGAUAAGUAUCAGGAGCAGGGUCAGCUUCUAGAACCUUACCUGGAAAGCAUUGUUUCCCCAUUGAUGUACAUUGUUCGUUCUAGAACAAUUGAACUUGGUGUAGAUUCAGAUGAAAUUCUUGAAAUAACCAAGCCAAUAUGCAUCAUUAUCUAUUCAUUAGUUACAGUUUGUGGAUACAAGAGUGUGAUCAAGUUUUUCCCUCAUCAAGUUUCUGAUCUAGAACUCGCCGUAGCUCUGUUGGAGAAGUGUCAUCACACGAGUUCAGCAACAUCAUUGAGGCAGGAAAGCACAGGAGAGAUGGAAGCUAAAUGUGUGAUGCUGUUGUGGCUUUAUAUACUUGUAUUAGUUCCUUUUGACAUCUCCACUGUGGACACCAGUAUUGCCAACAAUACCAAGCUCAACGAUCUUGAGCUCGCCCCUCUUGUGUUGAGAAUUUUAGGGUUUUGUAAGGAUUACCUCUCAACUGCGGGGCCUAUGCGCACUAUGGCUGGACUAGUGCUCUCUAGGCUUCUAACACGUCCAGAUAUGACCAAGGCUUUUACCAGGUUUGUUGAGUGGACACAUGAAGUGUUGUCUUCUGUCACGGAGGAUGUCUUUCAUCACUUCCAAUUACUUGGUGCUGUUGAAUCACUGGCCACCAUUUUUAAGGCUGGUAGUCGUAAACUCUUGCUUGAUGUAAUUCCUGUUGUUUGGAAUGACACUUCGACACUAUACAAGUCCUCAACUGCAGCACGAAGUCCUUUGCUUCGCAAGUAUCUGAUGAAGCUAACUCAGCGAAUUGGGCUUACUGCCCUUCCUCAUCGUUUGCCUUCAUGGCGUUAUGUGGGAAGAAGCACCUCUAUAAAUGUUGCUUUGAAUAAAACCGGUCAAAUUGAUCAGGGCAAUUAUGUUGUGAAUGAUGGCUCCUCUAACAUAACCCAAGCUAUAGAUGUGGCACAAGAUGAAGAAGACAUGGAUGUUCCAGAAAUUGUUGAGGAGAUCAUUGAGAUGUUGCUAUCUGGUUUGAGGGAUAUGGAUACUGUUGUCCGUUGGUCUGCAGCAAAAGGCAUAGGUCGCAUAACUUCACGGUUGACAUCUUCUCUUGCUGAGGAGGUUUUAUCAUCUGUUUCUGAGUUGUUUUCACCUGGUGAGGGUGAUGGUUCAUGGCAUGGAGGUUGUCUAGCUUUGGCUGAACUUGCUCGUAGAGGCCUCCUCUUGCCUGCUUGUCUUUCCAAAGUUGUUCCUUUCAUUGUGAAGGCCCUACAUUAUGAUGUUCGUAGGGGUCCACAUAGUGUUGGAUCUCAUGUACGUGAUGCUGCUGCGUAUGUGUGUUGGGCAUUUGGACGGGCAUAUUAUCAUGAGGAAAUGAAAAAUAUCUUAGAACAACUUGCCCCCCACCUCCUAACAGUGGCAUGCUAUGACCGUGAGGUUAACUGCAGAAGAGCAGCAGCAGCUGCUUUUCAGGAGAAUGUUGGAAGACAAGGGAAUUAUCCGCAUGGCAUUGACAUAGUUAAUACUGCAGAUUAUUUUUCACUUGCUUCCCGAGUAAACUCUUAUCUUGAUGUUGCUGUCUUCAUUGCUAAGUUCGAAGGAUAUCUUUUCCCAUUCGUGGAUGACCUACUUGAUAGAAAAAUCUGUCACUGGGAUAAAGGAUUGCGAGAACUUGCCGCGGAGGCCCUUUCCUCUCUCGUAAAAUAUGAUCCUGAGUAUUUCGCAAAUGUGGUCAUGGAAAAGUUAAUUCCUUGCACUCUUUCAUCUGAUCUGUGCAUGCGCCAUGGUGCAACAUUAGCAACCGGUGAAGUUGUUUUAGCACUACAUAAAUGCAAUUACACUCUUUCCUCAGAUAAGCAGAAAACCCUUGCUGGUGUAGUUCCAUCGAUUGAGAAAGCACGACUUUAUCGAGGAAAAGGAGGGGAGAUAAUGCGGGCAGCUGUUUCUCGGUUCAUUGAAUGCAUCUCUGUAUUUAACAUAACAUUAACAGAAAAGAUAAAAAAAAGCUUGCUUGACACCCUGAAUGAGAACUUGAGACAUCCUAACUCUCAGAUACAGAAUGCUGCUGUUAAGGCCCUGAAAUACUUUGUCCAAGCAUAUCUGCUUGUUGAUGAUAAAGUCAUGGGUGAUGUUAUAUCAAAGUACCUCAAUAUGUUGAAUGAUCCAAAUGUUGCUGCAAGAAGAGGAUCUGCUCUGGCAAUAGGUGUUUUGCCAUUCAAAUUUUUAGCCAGUAGGUGGAGAAAUGUGCUUUUGAAGCUCUGUAGCUGCUGUACGAUUGAGGAAAAACCUGAAGAUAGGGAUGCUGAAGCACGUGUAAAUGCUGUUAAAGGGCUUGUAGCUGUAUGUGAAACAUUAAUUAAGGGAAGAACAGAUUCUGUUACCUCUCUCAUGGAGGAGGGGGACUUCUCUCUGUUUCUUUUGAUAAAGAAUGAAGUGAUGAUGACUUUGUUUAAAGCUCUAGAUGACUAUUCUGUUGACAACAGAGGUGAUGUGGGCUCUUGGGUUCGUGAGGCUGCAUUAGAUGGACUUGAGAAAUGUACAUACAUGCUCUGUAAGAGAGACUUGCAGCAGUUAACUAAUGACAUUGUCAAGAACAAUCAAUAUUUUCCAUUGUUUGAUGAAAACCUUGCUACCUGUUUGAUUGGAGGAAUUGUUAAGCAAGCUGUGGAGAAGAUGGAUAAGCUAAGAGAAGCAGCUGCAAAUGUUCUUUACAGAAUUUUGUACAACCAGAUGGUUUAUAUUCCUCAUAUUCCUUUUAGGGAUAAGCUUGAAGAAAUUGUUCCUAAAGAAGCAGAUGCGAAAUGGAUGGUCCCCACCUACUCAUAUCCGCGCUUUGUACAGUUGCUUCAAGUUGGUUGUUAUAGUAGACAUUUGCUAUCAGGUUUAGUUAUAUCAAUAGGUGGGUUACAAGAUUCUUUGAAGAGGGUGUCACUCUCCGCACUGUUAGAUUAUCUACAAGGGUCAAUAACCAGGGAGUGCAUGUUUUCUGGUGACAUUCUGUGGAUUCUUCAACAAUACAAGAAACAUGACAGGGUUAUAAUACCCACUCUGAAGACCAUUGAGAUCCUGUUCAGCAAAAAGAUAUUCCUUAAUUUGGAGGCUUACAUGACAACUUUUUGUGCUGGCGUUUUGGAUUCGUUAGCAGUUGAAUUAAAGGGAUCAAAGGAUUUCUCUAAGUUAUAUGCUGGUAUUGCAUUACUUGGUUAUGUGGCUUCAGUGCCAGACCCGAUCAAUACUCGGGCGUUUUCUCAUCUUCUGACCUUUCUUGGUCAUCGGUUUCCCAAGGCAGAUUCGAAAGCUUCAGCGGAACAAGUUUACCUUGUCCUCCUACAAAAUGAGAGUCUUGUGGGAGAAGACAAGAUAGAGAAAGCUCUUGAAGUUGUUUCUGAGACUUGCUGGGACGGUGACAUGGAUACUGCAAAACAUAAAAGAAUAGAGUUGUGUGACUUCUUAGGUUUGGAUGUGGGGCCAGUAAGCAAGAGUAGUGGUGAUGGAGCAUCGAGUAAAAGCAGCCAAAAGAAGCAGGUAGAUUUGGAUGAAAAUGCUUCGUAUUCUUCCUUGGUUGAUUCAUCUGGCUUCUGAUUUUUGUGAUAUAUACCACCAAGUGUGUUUUUGUGUGUACAUUGUUGCUUGCUAGGGUUUGAUCAUUAGUAUUUACAGUUGACAAAUGCCAACAAUUUUGUUUCCUUCUCUGUUUGUUGUGUAAACCCGUCAUGACCUUCAAGAGUAGCUAUAUUUUCAUUGGAUCAAAAUAGUUUUUAACUUCUCAUGAAUUUACUUUGAAAAAGCAGAGUUAAACUCUA